Molecule: messenger RNA, 3595 nt
Organism: Anolis carolinensis (green anole)
Lineage: Eukaryota; Metazoa; Chordata; Lepidosauria; Squamata; Anolidae
Gene: tmem62
Product: transmembrane protein 62
Exons: 14
Coding region: 70-2016 (648 amino acids)
Molecular function (GO): hydrolase activity
Source: RefSeq, a predicted model, not a curated record
CCUCCCUCCCUCCUCCCUCCUCCCCUUCAACGGAAGCAGGCGGAGAAUCCCUCGCGGCCGGGUCGGCCGAUGCCCAGCUGGCGGGCGGCGAGGAGGAGGAUGCUCCGCCUGGCUGCGGGGCUGCUGGCGGCCUGCCUCCUGGCCGUGAUGGUGGGCCGCUACGGGCCUCCGGGGACGCGGGGCCCGGCACCCAGGAGACGGCCCUUCGCUCCCGAGCCCGCGCCGGGCGCCCAGCCCAACAACCUCUUCUGGGUCGUUCAGGUAACAGAUGUGCACAUCAGUAAGUUUCACAGUCCUACCCGAGCACCUGAUUUUGAAAGAUUCUGUAGGGAAACAAUUCCUGUAAUUCAGCCUGCUCUUACUUUAGCAACAGGUGACUUAACUGAUGCCAAAACGAAGAACACACUUGGGUCUGAUCAGUUUGAAGAAGAAUGGCAAACAUACCAGACAGCCUUAAAGAGAUCGAAGGUCAUGGAGCAAACGAAGUGGAUAGACAUAAAAGGGAAUCAUGAUACCUUCAACAUUCCUCAUCUAAAGAGUGUCAAGAAUUACUACAGGAAAUAUUCUGGUUGGCAGAAAGAUGGCUCCUUUCAUUACAUCCACAGCACACCUUUUGGCAACUAUUCUUUCAUCUGUGUAGAUGCAACUCUCAAUCCAGGUCCCAAGAGGCCCUACAAUUUCUUUGGGAUAUUAAAUGCGGAUCAAAUGCAAGAGUUAUCUUUGUUGGCUGCAGAAAGUCAUAACAGCAACCACACCAUCUGGUUUGGUCACUAUCCUACCUCAUCAAUUAUCUCUGCUUCUCCAGGAAUACGAAUGGCAAUGAGCUCUGCUACAGCUUAUUUGUGUGGGCACUUUCAUACAGUGGGUGGUCUGUUGCCUGUCCUACACACUCGUCACCAUCAUGGUACUUUAGAAUUGGAACUUGGAGACUGGAAGGAUAACAGGAAGUAUCGGGUUCUUUCAUUUGAUCAUGAUCUCUUCAGCUUUGUUGAUGUGACAUUUGACGAAUGGCCUGUAGUUCUUAUCACCAAUCCCAAGCCGUAUCUUUAUAGUAGUUCUGCUCAUGAACCACUACAGAGAAUACUUCAUUCUACACACAUCAGGAUUUUGGCCUUUUCGCCCUCUCACAUCAAUUCUGUCGAAGUCAGUAUUGAUGGUGUUAAUCUGGGAAAUGCUGUUCAGGUCUCUGCACAUCUCUAUGUACUGAAGUGGAACCCCCAGAAUUACAGUCUAGGCUUUCAUCAGAUAGAAGUGAUAGUUCAGGAUAUCAGUGGUAGAAAUACUACUCAGGUUCAUACAUUUGCUAUGGAAGAAAACUUGUCUCUCAAAUUUGGCCUGUUUGCUUCUUGGCUUCUUCUUACUGACCAUUAUAUAUGGGUUCGAACGUUGUUCAUUUUAACAGUUCUAAUUCAGAUUCUCUUGCUGAUUUUUUUCCGAUAUCGAAGAACGCCAACUUUAAAACAACCUCUGGGCAAAGCAGUGCGGAUCUCUUUUUCUCUCCACGUCCUCAGUAAAAUAGAUUUAUUUUAUUACUCAUUUCUGUUGCUGACUUUGUAUACUGUCCUAGGGCCCUGGUUUAUUGGCGAGAUUAUAGAUGGCCAUAUAGGCGCCUGUUUUUCCUUUGGGGUAUUUGUUGAUGGUCAUUUCUUUGAAGGCAGCAUAACAUUCCUCAUUGCACUUGCACAGAUGCUGUUUUUUAACCUACCAUUGAUGGCAUAUACAUGUUGGUGUCUCUUUUUACGUUGCCAAGGGCAUUGCUUUAGCUCCCAUCUACGUCAAGUCAGACAGUGUUGGGUUGUGCCCAUCCACUUCUGCAUGUCACUCCUAUUUUUAUGGCAGGUCUAUUCCUGUUAUUUCCUGCUGAUGACAUAUGGAACUAUGUCUUUUUUCUUCUCUCCACUGAGAACUUGGGCUGUGACUCUAACCCUCUUUCUGUUCUACAGAACAUGGAGACUGCAGUCUUCCAUGCUUAGAACUUUCAUUUUGGAAAUGAAAAACUACCAAACUUCGAAGUAGCAACUCUUCAGGCAACUGAAGAACACUUUCUUUUAAAAGAUUGUCACAUGAUGAAGCUGUGAAUGAUAGAUUUGUAUGACCACUGCUGUCCUGAAAAUAUGUCUGUACUGUGAAAUAAGGCUUUCAGAAGAUCAAAGCUGUGAGAGAUCUACAGUGCUCUGGAACUAUUUAUUGCAUUUGUUGACAGAAAGUUAGUUUGACUUGCUCUCAUUUUAAUACUGAACAAAGUUCAUCAGUGGACUACUGUAAUGAAUUGUAACUGCUCUUACUUUUCAAUGUUUACACACGUUGCACCAUACCUAAACAUGGAAAUACUUAUUGCUUUGUCACAUGUAACUGAUACAGCUCUAGUACAAAGCUAAACAGCAAACAACAUAUCUUCUUCCUGCUUUAGGCAGGCAAAUCCUUCACCAUCAUCAUUUCAUUUAAGGAGAUACUUUUGAAAUUGCCCUUGGAAUCCAAAGUAGUUACUGUGCAGCCUUAAUUUUGUCUAAAAACUGAAUAUUUAUUGCCCUUCAGCCACUUAUUGUGGUUCACAAUAGAGCAACACAAAAUCAAAAUAAAACAGAUAAUAACUCUACAAUCAGUUAUAAGUAAUAGAUUUCUAAGGAAACAGAACAUCUGCACAUAAUGUAAGUAUAAGUAUGGAACAUCUGCACAUAAUAUAAUUGAGCUCAGAUAUGAAAUUCAUUGGACACAACUUCCAUUCUCCACCACUGACUGAAAGAGUUUGUAGUCCUACAACAUCUGUAAGGCCAGAAGGCCUAUCUUUGAGCUACUCUUCUGAUUUGAAAACUAACAAGUCAGACCACAUGUUUGCAUAUUGAUACAAAAAUGCUGUGCAAAGGACUUGGCAGUAACGGGUGAAGUGGGGGGAAACAUGUUCUCAUUGAAAAUAAUGUAACAGCUGCUGACUUUUCAGUGUAAGAUGUAUCAUAUACUCUUAAUUUUCAAACAUUAUGGAGGCCAUUUGCUCUUUUAUUUGUUUACAUAAUACAAAAUUUAAAAACAUACUACCAACAACUAAAAAGAAAUUGAUUUUUUGUUUCUUUAAGUAAUGGUCAUGCAUGAGAUUUUACAAUGCAUUUCCAAGCUUUAACUGUACAAGUGCAUUUUGAAUAUUUUAUAGACUUGUCUUGUGACCAUUAACUAUGCUGGUUAGGACUGUGCAGAGUUUUGCUCAAACAUCAAAAGGGUGCAGGUUGAGAGACAUGAAUAUAGGAAAUGCAGAAUUUUCACUGAAAGCUGCAGCCCCAUCUCAACUCUUUUUCUAACAUCUGAACUACUUUGUUCUGGUGACCUGGCAGCGCUUCCAGCAGCAGACAAUGAAGUGAGAUGGAGAAUGCGGUGUCAUGAAAUCAGGAACCAAGGUCUUUCAUAUUAGCAUGUGUACCUUUAAGUUGCCUGCCAAUGUAUGGCAACCUUAUGAAUUUCACCAAGUUUUCUUAGCCAAGGAAUGCUCAGCAGUUAUUUACCAUUGCUUUUGUAUGAUGCACAGGGGUGGGGAAAUUUGAAUUUGCAUCUGCCUUUUUCAGCAGCAACCUCAUGUUUCUUAAAAUAAACAUCAUUCUGCCUUUAA